This is a messenger RNA of Sycon ciliatum, 1638 nucleotides long. Its product is annotated as dnaJ homolog subfamily C member 9-like. Lineage: Eukaryota; Metazoa; Porifera; Calcarea; Leucosolenida; Sycettidae. Bases 187 to 1005 code for a protein of 272 amino acids. The transcript has a single exon. The record is from RefSeq and is a predicted model, not a curated record. Gene Ontology annotation, cellular component: cytoplasm; nucleus. Gene Ontology annotation, molecular function: heat shock protein binding.
AUGUAAAGGUUACACUUCAUAAUACAGUUACCAAUUCUGCUUCAUCCUUCGACUCACUUUUCCUGAAUCAGACUUUCAGCUGAUGGUGAAUGGCGCUGGCGAAAGUUCAGAAUAGCGUUUAGUAGUUUGGAAGUCAUCUAUAACUAACACGCUUCUGGAAUUGAGGCAAAAGCUCCCACAAUAAACAUGUCAUCAUUUUUGGAUACAGUGGAAGAACUGUACGAGACGAGAGACUUGUACCAUGCCCUGGGACUGACCAAGACGGCAUCGGACGCUGAGAUCAAGAAGCACUAUUACAAAGCCUCGCUGAAGGUCCACCCAGACCGAGUUGAAGAGAGUGAGAAGGAAUUCGCCACCCGCAAAUUCCAGGUGCUUGUGAAGCUAUAUGGUGUCUUGAGUGACAAGGAGAAACGUGCCCUGUACGAUGAGCAAGGCAUAGUUGAUGAUGAGGAUUCAGCAGAAUCUGAUAAAGACUGGUACGAUUAUUGGAGACUGAGAUUCACGAAGAUCACGGUGGAUGAUAUCGAAGCUUUUGCCAAAACUUACCGUGACUCGGAAGAAGAGAAGAGCGAUUUGAAAGAAGCGUAUGUAAGUAGCAAUGGCAGCAUGGAAGAAAUCUUGACUAAGGUGCUAUGCUCCACAUACGAGGAUGAAGAUAGAUUUCGUGUCCUCAUUGAUGGUUGGAUAAAGGCGAAGGAGGUACCAAAGUUCAAAGCCUACGCAGAAGAGAGUAAGAGAUCGCGUAAGCGUCGGAGGAAGGCGGCUCAAGCCGAAGCAGCGGAAGCGGAGGAGGCCCUUGCUGCUAUUGGUGGUGUUUCUGGAGAUGAAAACUCCCUGUCGGCAUUGAUCAAACGCAGACAAGCACAACGAGAAGGUGAUGCAGAUAGUUUCUUUGCGUCGCUCGAAGCAAAGUAUGCAUCAGGCGGCAAGGCCAAGUCAAAGGCCAAGGCCAAGAAGCAGGAAUCAAAGUCUGCGCCAUCGUCGAAGCGUUCAAAGAAAUCUUAGCUGUGAGUCCUUGCAGGUUUGAGUGAUAACAUUGAAUGACCUAGAAACCACUUGCCGGACCAGCUAAAGAGUCUCAGUGAUGCUAGCGGGGCAUUUUAUAUUUCCCUUUGGUGUAAUGUUGUCAGCAGGGCAGGUGAUAGCAGUGCUGGUACAUUGAAAUUUGACAAGUAAUGUUGCUGCUGGUUGUGCACAAGCAAUGCAGCGCUACAGUUUGCUUGCUUGUCUGGUCACAGUGUCUAUGCAGGACCAAUGCACUGCCACCAUGUAUGAUGUUAACUGUGCCAUUGCAAGUUUCAGGCCGUAAUUGCCUUUGGGGUGUCUGCCGUAUUUUUAUCAUGAUAAUAAUUGAGCUCAGUUUUUUUAUCCCACAAUUCAGCUAUGCAUGUUAUCAAGAGUACUCUUGAUGUUAUUUUGUGCAUGCACGCAGGUAGUGCAGCAUUUUGCUCUUUUUAUUUUAUUUGUUUCAAUGCAUGUCACUUGUCUGAAAGUUGCUAGUCAGAGAAGUUGGGACUCUUCGCGUUCUCUCAGUGUAUGUCACCUUUGCUUGUUCCAGUUUUUCCUUGUUCCAACUCUCCCACAUUUCAAAGUACCAUUAUGAUUAUGCUUGGAAGUAGGUUGUGUACGUCUCACUAG